Asterias rubens (European starfish) is the source of this 1583-nucleotide messenger RNA. Its product is annotated as density-regulated protein-like. Lineage: Eukaryota; Metazoa; Echinodermata; Asteroidea; Forcipulatida; Asteriidae. Gene Ontology annotation, molecular function: mRNA binding; translation initiation factor activity. The transcript is spliced from 6 exons. Bases 171 to 743 code for a protein of 190 amino acids. Gene Ontology annotation, biological process: formation of translation preinitiation complex; translation reinitiation. The record is from RefSeq and is a predicted model, not a curated record.
AUUUAUUCGUCAACGAGCGUCAAAAGUAGUCGUUCUGUAUUCAACGAUAACUUGUGCGUGGUGGUUGGGCCCAAUUUGGUACUCGCAUACAAAUCUUGAGGACGAGCUCACAUGUGUCAGAAAACAGAGUGAUUACAAUUUAAUUAAAUUUAGAUCAUUGGCGAUAUAGAAUGGCAGCAGCAGAGGUCAUUGACCCAGUGGAGAAUGAUGCCCAGUCGGAGCCAGUUGAAAAGAAGUCUACACGGAAGAAAGAUGUCUCAUAUCCAUUGAAAGUCAUUUACUGUGGUGUGUGUACAAUGCCAGUGGAAUACUGCGAGUUCAACCCGUCAUACAAGGAAUGUAAGGUGUGGCUCUCGGAUCACUUUCCCAAACUCUUUGAGAGAUUGAAUCUUGAAGAAGAAGAGGAGGGCAGUGAUGGUAAAAAAAAGAAACAGAAGAGAGGAGGAAGAGGUGUGAUGAAAGUUAAGAAGAAGAUGGAGCCUCAGACCGUGACAAUCGCGAGGAUACAGCGACAGAAAAAGAAAUACGUCACUGUUGUACGGGGAAUUGGCUCACAUGAUAUAGAUUUAAGGGACGCGUCCAAAGCUUUUGCAUCUCGGUUCUCAUGUGGUGCUUCUGUAGCGUCGGGGGAGGAUGAGAUUGUCAUUCAAGGAGACGUAACAGAUGAUCUUCUUGAUUUCAUCCCGGAGAAGUUCCAUAUUGAUGAAGACAGUAUAGAAGACAUCGGUGAUAUGAAGAAAUGAAACGGUCAUGACACGAUUCUCGUUCAAAUUAAACAAAAAUAGUAAAACAAAAUUCACUCUCCUUGACACUUGCAUGUCAAUGUCAGUCGACACCACUGGGUUUGCAUGUUAAUAUUGUCCUCUUGUUCUAAUUUAUCACAUUGUGGGGGAUGGCCUCCAGAGCACCCCCUAUCCCCACUCCACCCCCCCCCCCUCUAAUGAGAUUUUUUUAAAUCACAAGGAAGUUUUCGUUAUCACUUGCCUCAACCAUGCCUCAGGCACAUGCGGCGCACAAGUGUUGCUUAGUGGCUACAUAUUGAUUACUCAUUUUCCAUUUUGUUUGGCAUUUGGAAUGGCUUGGUGAACCUGAUCGAAGCCAAUAUAUACUAAUUAAUCGUUCUCAGGUUAUGAGAAUGGUGCUGUUGGUUGGUUCGCUGUGUCUAUGGUAUGAAUCUGUAGGCUGGUUGUUUCUGUCAAAACCCUGGUUGAUACUUCCUGCGAAUGCGAAGUGAAAAUUGACGUCACAAGUUCGCAACGAAUAACUUGCCACGGUUGAGCUGUGCUCAACUCUUGCGAAUUAUUUGCAGCGAAAACAGAGUUAUGACUUCAAUGUUUGCUUACGCAUUUGCAGGAAGUAUGAAACAGGCUUUAUGAGUGUGGAAUCCCACCCCUAGUCGGGUUUCCAUCUCAACCAGUGGAAGGCGCUGCUUGCAAACUGAUGUUGAUGCUGGCGAUGCUUCUGUGUUAAUGCAUUGAGUUACAUUGUUCUCGAAUGAAGUGUUAAAUCAUUACAAAUAUUUUGUUCCUUAUUCAACCUCAAAAACAUUGUAAACCUUUAAAGGCAGUGGACACUAUUGGUAA